Molecule: messenger RNA, 4834 nt
Organism: Paramuricea clavata
Lineage: Eukaryota; Metazoa; Cnidaria; Anthozoa; Malacalcyonacea; Plexauridae
Source: the annotation of a GenBank genome assembly
AACGUAAACAUCAGAGAACGUGCGAAAUUGCACAGGUCGGAAAGCAAGGAGCGAAGCAAAAAUGGCUUUUAGAUUUUUACAAACUACAAGGUUUUUGAAGUCUUUCGCAAUUGCAUCUUUUAAUAAACGGGUAAUGCUUUAAAAUACUUCUAUAUUUUUUAAAAUAUCUAAUUCACAAGUUGUAUUAAUUAUAGAAUAUAUUGUAAUAUUGAAUAUCAAGUAGUCGAGGUGGUAUGGACGUAUGGUCAAUAAUAAUAGUAAUAUUGAUAAAAUAUUUAUUUUGUUUUAUGGUAAAGAAUUUAAGUGGUGAUAUAUGGAAAUUGGGAAAGUUGAAUCAUGUUGCUAUUGCAGUGAAUAACCUAGGUAAGUUUUUGUAAAAUCAUGUAUAAAAAUUGAAGAAUGUUGAGUUGUUUGAAGUAAAUUGUCAGUUUAAAUAUUUAUGAUUUUAUGGUUAUUUAGAGAGCGCUACCAAAUUGUAUAAAGAUGUGCUGGGGGCAAGCAUUAGUGAAAAACAAGUAAAGAUAUAUUUGUGUGUUUCAUUCUGGUAAUUUGUGAAACACUUGCAGGUGGUUCCCAGACUGCAAAGUUUGGAAAUUGCGCGCGGAAGAUUUCGAAAAUUUCAUAGUAAAUAUAUAGAAAGCAUCAAAAAUGCGCGUGGAAGAUCUUCCGCGCGCGGUGGAGAAAAUACAGUCUGGGGUAGUUCUACUUGUAAAAAUUAACCCAUUGAUUGGCAGCACUCUCCAAACAUGUGAACUCACCCACAUUGAGCCGGUGACACCCGCAUUUUGAAUCAUCACCCACAUAAAAAAUGGCACUUAAUAUCACUAGCAUUCAUUGAAAUUCACUCGCAUUCAUUGAAAUUCACAUGCAUAAUCAGAUGAAGUUGAAGAUUUUGUAGGAGCGGAGAUUAUACUGAACUAGCCUUUUAUUCCCUUUUAUGAAACUUUGCGAAACUUUUAUUCCCUUUUACGAAACUUUGUGAAACUCUGCGAAACUUUUACUUAACCCUGUAUUCUGUAACUUCACUCCAAUUACAUUUGAGGAGUUCACAUAAUCAGAUGAACUAGAAGAUUUUGUAGGAGCGGAGGCUAUGCUUAACUAGCCUUUUAUUCCCUUUUACGAAACUUUGCAAAACUUUUAUUCCCUUUUAUGAAACUUUGUGAAACUUUUAUUCCCUUUUACGAAACUUUGCAAAACUUUUAUUCCCUUUUACGAAACUUUGUGAAACCUUUAUCCCCAAGGUUUUACAAAACUUUGUGAAACUUUGCAAAACUUUUAUUUAACCCAGUAUUCUGUAAUUCUAAAUACAUUUGAAGACUUCACAUUUAAGUAUUUUAACCCUUUAAGUGGCAAUGACAUGUGCCCAGAUGCACCCUACUUUAUUACCUUACUCUCUCUAACGCCAGAUGUUACAAUUUUACUCGUCAGGAGGAGAGUGCUGCCACUCAAUGGGUUAAAUAAGAGCAGAAAUUUUGUUCACUUUUUGGCUACAAAAAGUAGUUGUUAUUGGCAUUGUAGUUGUUACUGUACAGUGUUUCAGUGUGUGUAUUGGCAUCACCCGCAAUCUAGGUACUGAGGGUACUAGGUACUGUCUAGGUCUGACUCUCCCCUUGACAAGUAAAAUUAUCUGGCAUUACACCGAGUAAAUUAAUAAAGUAGGGUCCAUCAGGGCACAUUUGCCACAAGUGUUAACACACCAGACUUACUAAUAUGUGUUGUUAGUAUAUUAUGUUUACGACAAAUUGCUCUGUCUAACACCAAUAUGAUUUUUGUGCUCAAGGCGGGAAAGGGUUGGCCUGGGUGUUAAUGUUUUAAUAAAUGUUUCUUACAGGCUUUGCCAGAGCAUGGUGUGUAUACAGUGUUUGUGGACUUGGGAAACACAAAAAUUGAGGUAUGUUACUUUUUGUCUUCAACUGAAGUUUGUCAAAGUUUCAAACUGUAUCGGUCAGUACCCACCCAGGUUGACAAUCGUGCCAAGAUCCCAGCAAGAUCUUGACAAGAUCUUACCCAAGAUCUUACCAAGAUCAUGCCAUAUUAGAUAACAUAAAUCUUGCAAGAUCAUGGAAAGAUCUUGCAUGAUCUUGCAAGAUCUUUCCAAGUUCUUGCAGGAUCUUGCCAAGAUCCUGCAAGAUCUUACCAAAUAUCUUGUCUUCCCAUGAUAACAAGAUCUUGCCAUGAUAAUGGCAAGAUCUUGCAAGACCCUGCAAGAUCUUACGUAAGAUCCUGCAAGAACUUGGAAAGAUCUUGCAAGAUCAUACAAGAUCUUUCCAUGAUCUUGCAGGAUUUAUGUAAGAUCUUGGCAUGAUCUUGGUACAAAUCCUUCAAGAUCUUGCCAUGAUCCUCCAAGAUCUUACCAAAAUCCAGAAAGAUCUUGCCAUGAUUCUCCAAGAUCUUACCAAAAUCCAGCAAGAUCUUGCCAUGAUCCUCCAAGAUCUUACCAAAAUCCAGCAAGACCUUGCCAUGAUCCUCCAAGAUCUUACCGAAAAUCCUGCGAGAUCUUGCCAUGAUCCUCCAAUAUCUUAUCAAAAUCCAGCAAGAUCUUGCCAUGACCCCACAAGAUUUUACCAAGUUCGUGGCAAGAACACAUGGCAGAUACAGAAUGAAGAGGCUCUACAUGAAAUAUACUAUACUCUGGAUAUAACUUUGAUUGAAUUUAUCAAACUUUGGCCACAAGUUAUCCAUCUGAAAUUUAUGAAAAAAGUAUUAGCUGUUUCUGCCACAGAACCAGAUUUUAUGUUCCACAGGCUUUAUAUCGUGAACGAAGAUGACCGUUAGUUACGUCAAUAAAUCUCACAAACUAACUUAUUUUACUGUCCAAAUUUUGUCGCAACUAGCUUCUAUAUCCGCUGGGUGAUAACAGUCCGAUUGCAGGAUUCCUAAAAAACAAACCAGAUGGUGGAAUACAUCAUAUUUGUAUUGAGGUGUGUCUUUAUUAUAUAUAAUUUUUCUUGCUUUUUCUUCAGACAUUUGAACUGGAAUUAUUUUCGAGUGGGUUGCGUAGUUUUGAAAACUCUCGUGUAAAACUAAAAUUGCGAACUUAUUUCCAAUUAUUUGGUCCAAUUAAGUUAGAGUUUCGAAACUAGGGUUAGACGACAACAAUGGUGUAUGCGCUUAGUAGUAUUUACUAGAAAACUUUUAUGUGUAUUUUCUAUUUUGCUGCCAUAGUGAAAAAUUAAAUCUUGUAUGACGGAACUUUACCAGUGUAAAAUUAGUUGUAAUUUACGUACUACGGAGUUUGCCUUGUUAGGACUUCAUCUUCGAGUCUGUUUGCCAAUCCCUUAUCUAACUCACCUUUUACUUUUUGUAAUGUCCACUAUAUUCUUGUUUUAAGGGACUGGUCAUAAAGUAACUGCUAGGGUAGGCUGGAGGUAAAUCACAAAUUUUGCCAAUAAGUUUGGUGACCCAUCUUAGGAUGUAGAUAAAUAUUUCAAAGCCCAUCCAAUCUUACCAAAUUUAUUUCAUGACCCACCCACCCAAUCUAAAUUGGGAAAAUACACUUUUAUAAUAAAAAAAACUUGCAGGUAUGAACAUUGUAAAUAUACACCGGCACUGUAUUGGCAAACAUAAUUCCACCAAGCUUGACCAACACAUUCAUCACCAAUUACGAUACUGAGCUGCUCUCCAGUUGGUUGUAUUUCCUGUGAUUCGACCACUUCUUGUUGUUGUUGUUGUUGUUGUUGUUGUUGUAUAAAACAAAGUACUGGCUUCAAUAGCAUCAUUUGUAUUUGAUAAAUUGGAUAGUUUUGUUUACUUUUAUUAUUAAUAUCUUUAUAUAUAAUAUAUAAUUAACAUGGGUUUUUGUUUGGUGGCCCAACCGUAGACAUACAAAAGGAUUGGCGGCCCAUCGAAACUGCCCAGAAAUUUUUCAUGGCCCAUCCCAAAUCACUCCAGCCCACCCUAGCAGUUACUUUAUGACCGGUCCCUAACGUGGUAGUUUUGUAAAUUUUACUGAGUUUUAUUAAAGCUUCUUAUUGCAGGAGAUUUUGAGCAUUGAGAUCAGUUCUCGACAUAGACUUUGGAACAUAUAUACUCACUGUUCAUCAGAUUUGUGUAUUUCCAUUUUUGCUCCUAUAUGUUUAUUCAUAGGUUAGUGAUAUCUAUAAAGCUGUUGCAGAUUUAAAGUCGAAAAAUAUUCGGUUGCUGAGCCCUGAACCUCGGGUAUGUAAUUGACUAUAUCUUCUCCAACUGAUAUGAUCAGACAUCUUAUGGUGGCUUUUAUAUCUGACUGUAUUUCAGAUUGGUGCACAUGGAAAACCAGUGAUGUUUCUUCAUCCAAAGGAUUGUGGUGGAGUUUUAGUUGAAUUAGAACAGGAAUGAUUACGUACGAUAAUUAUACACAGAAGAAAAUACUUCAGUCAACAAAACUUGUCAUAAAUGGAGCUGCCAUUCAAGGGACAGAGCAGGACUUGAAUUUUACUGAAUGCCGUGGAUCAUUGCGGCAACGACGGCAAUUUUUUGGUUAUCCGGCAUUCCAUGUUUCGCGCACCAAAAAAGGUUAGGGUUAGGGGUUAGGUAUUAGGUUUAGGGGUUAGGGUUAGGGUUAGGUUUAAGGUUAGGGUUAGGGUGUGUAUAUAUGUGUAUGGAAGUAUCUAUAUAUGUGUAGAUGGAAGUAUCCGUUACAUAACGUUUACUAUAUUGGUGCGCGAAACACGGAACGAUCACCAAUUUUUUGCCGUUUAGUGUAAUUUUUAUACUAUUCACUUUGCAUUACUAUUUUGAUACUUGAAGAUGUUGAUCAAAUCAUGCGUAAACUACUAUUUUAGUCGCAGUUUUCUUCGAGAAAAACACUAAAGAAAUACGUUAACAUGUUUCUAGCUUGUCAGCAAUCCAAAGU